AUGGAUAUAUUCGCAUCUGAAAAGACCGCUGAGAUAAUCGACAGGGUGCAACGGGCGUGGAGGCAAACGACAGAGUCGUGUUCUCCUCAAACAAUCGAGUUUGUUGGAACACUUAUCGUCCAAAUCCUGUUCUUCUGGGUCUUAUGCUCCAUCUACCUGUCCCUGGAUGCCUGGGCCCCGUCAUUCUCGCACCGUCAUAAACUACAACCGAUCCCGCGACAACCUUCGAAGCGAGAUAUAUUACAGUGUGCGAGGGUAGUGGCACGGAAUCAGAUAAUGUCUGCAGCAUUCCAUAUCGGCCAACUUUAUAUCGCCAGCCAUACCAGACUAAAUCCAUCAUCUUAUCGCGUUGAAUCAUCGUUCCCCCCAUUCUCCGAGAUCGCAGUGGAUCUGACUGGCUGUCUCCUCAUGCGCGAAAUCAUGUUCUACUACGUUCAUCGUAUCUUUCAUAAUCCAAAGCUUUACGGACCCAUCCACAAGCAACAUCAUCGCUUCACAGCACCUAUUGCCCUUGCAGCGCAGUACGCGCAUCCCUUCGAACAUCUCGUGGCAAACGUACUCCCAAUCUCACUGCCGCCACAGCUACUAGGAAGCCAUAUCCUUACCUUCUGGAUAUUCCUCGCAUAUGAGCUUUUUGAGACUGCGACGGUGCAUAGUGGAUACGAUUUCUUCUACAGCCUUGCGAGGACGCAUGAUUUGCAUCAUGAGAAGUUUAAUUUGAAUUAUGGGACUAUUGGGUUGUUGGAUUGGUUUCAUGGGACGGAUAGAUUGAAGGCUAAGAAGAGAGUGGAUUAG
Paecilomyces variotii is the source of this 795-nucleotide messenger RNA. Its product is annotated as fatty acid hydroxylase superfamily-domain-containing protein. The transcript has a single exon. The coding region runs from base 1 to 795 and encodes 264 amino acids. Gene Ontology annotation, molecular function: iron ion binding; C-4 methylsterol oxidase activity. Lineage: Eukaryota; Fungi; Ascomycota; Eurotiomycetes; Eurotiales; Thermoascaceae. Gene Ontology annotation, biological process: ergosterol biosynthetic process. The record is from RefSeq and is a predicted model, not a curated record.